Messenger RNA from Pelobates fuscus (common spadefoot toad), 1634 nucleotides. It is a transcript of the gene POFUT3, whose product is annotated as fucosyltransferase 10. NCBI's taxonomy places the organism in Eukaryota, Metazoa, Chordata, Amphibia, Anura, Pelobatidae. The transcript has 5 exons. The record is from RefSeq and is a predicted model, not a curated record. The coding region runs from base 196 to 1626 and encodes 476 amino acids. Gene Ontology annotation, cellular component: Golgi membrane. Gene Ontology annotation, molecular function: alpha-(1->3)-fucosyltransferase activity.
GCAGCCAGCCGGUCCAGAGGGAUGGCUCCCCCGCGUGUUACCGGCGGCUGGGACACUGUUUGCCUGCAUACAGAGAAAGUAAACAUGAGGCUGGAUUUACUGAUACCCAGGACAGGGUUUACAGAUUUACUACAAGUUAAGAAAUGCUUUCGUGAACGUUUUCAGUGAACAAUCAAUUAACAAUGAAAACACAAAAUGAUUCCAAUCUCGGGGAAAAAGUUCUGGAUUUACUGCAUCCUGGUAGCAUUCUUUUUUCUGCUGGUUACUCUGCAGGUGUUUCUUGAACUCGGUAGAUUUGAAAAACAGAAAAAAGCCAGGGCCCUAUUACAAGAUAUUCAAAAGCAUACGAAAUCUCGGCCAAUAACAGAGUAUACAGAGGAGCCUAAUCCCCACGAGGUGUUUGAUCAUGGAAUGAACAAAUAUCCCAUCAUGCUUUGGUGGUCCCCAUUAACCGGAGAGAGUGGAAGACUGGGGCAGUGUGAAAGAGGCACUUGCUUUUUUACCAUCAAUAGAACAUACCAGGAAAAUCCAAUGACUAAAGCUUUCUUAUUUUAUGGCACAGAUUUUAACAUUGACAACUUACCAUUACCACGAAAGUCUUACCACGAGUGGGCUUUGUUUCAUGAGGAGUCUCCAAAAAACAACUAUAAACUGUUCCAUCCGCCGGCCAUCACCUUGUUUAACCAUACUGCUACCUUUAGUCAGCAUUCCCACCUACCUUUAACAAGUCAGUACUUGGAGAACCUUCAGUCCUUGAAGUCUCAUCAAUUCAUGGUUCCAAUACAAAAUAAAAAUAUGUUAAGGAGAAGACUUGCUCCACUUGUGUACGUUCAGUCUGACUGUGACCCCCCUUCAGAUCGAGACAGUUAUGUUGGAGAACUCAUGAAGUUUAUUGCUGUUGACUCCUAUGGUGACUGUUUGCACAACCGAGACCUUCCAGACCAAGUAAACAAUCCAUCUUCUAUGGACGAUGCCCAGUUUUAUCGCAUCCUUGCGCAAUAUAAAUUCAUCCUUGCUUUUGAAAAUGCUGUUUGUGAUGAUUAUAUUACAGAGAAGUUAUGGAGGCCUCUGAAGCUGGGAGUUGUCCCAGUGUAUUAUGGCGCACCCAAUGUCAUGGACUGGUUGCCCAGUAACAAAAGUGCGAUUGUCGCAAACAGAUUUUUUAGUCCUAGAGAACUUGCGGAACAUAUCAAACAGAUGGAUACUAAUGACACUCUGUACAUGGAGUAUCUUGAAUGGAAAUUGCAGGACCGCAUAAGUAACACAAAGUUAGUUUCUGCCAUCAGAGACCGAAAGUGGGGCGUACAAGAUAUCACGCAAGAAAACUAUAUUGAUGCUUUUGAGUGCAUGGUAUGCAAUAAAGUUUGGGACAAUAUGCAUCUGAAGGACAAGGGUUUACCAGCAAAGCAAUGGAAAGCAGAAUCUUCCCACUUGAAUUGUCCAGGACCAGAACUUUUCCCCUUUAUGCCAAGGCAUACUUCUAGGUCAUCCAUGAGAGAGCUGUGGAAACCCAGUUUUGAGCAGUCGAAAAAGGAGGCAAAAGCUCUAAGAAUACUGGUUGAGAGGAACAAAAACUUUACAAACCAAGAGUUUUGGAAUCUUGUGUUCAAGAGCUCAUCAGAGUGAAAUAUGUG